Didymodactylos carnosus is the source of this 321-nucleotide messenger RNA. Lineage: Eukaryota; Metazoa; Rotifera; Eurotatoria; Philodinida; Philodinidae. The record is from the annotation of a GenBank genome assembly.
AUGUAUUCGCCCAAUCAUGCUCGUCAAAUUGGAUUGGAAAAAACCAUUAUUGAAUAUUUAAUAAUUGAACUUAGUGGUCCACUUUCACUUAUUGAACGUCCAGCGUUCAUCAAAUUCAUGCAACAUGUUGAUUCAAGAUUUACAAUGAUUAGUCGAAGAACACUAAGUUGCACGACGUUACCAAAUUUAUAUUCAAAAAUGGUGAAUGGUCUAACAUCAUUUUGUUCAAUGGCUACAUUUAUGUCAUUGACAUUAGAUGUGUGGACAGAUAGAAGACAAAGAGCUUAUUUUGCUUUAACUGAUACGAACGAUAAUAAAUGA